Dunckerocampus dactyliophorus (ringed pipefish) is the source of this 2196-nucleotide messenger RNA. It is a transcript of the gene cebpg, whose product is annotated as CCAAT enhancer binding protein gamma. Lineage: Eukaryota; Metazoa; Chordata; Actinopteri; Syngnathiformes; Syngnathidae. Gene Ontology annotation, biological process: DNA-templated transcription; regulation of transcription by RNA polymerase II. The record is from RefSeq and is a predicted model, not a curated record. Bases 229 to 693 code for a protein of 154 amino acids. The transcript is spliced from 2 exons. Gene Ontology annotation, molecular function: DNA-binding transcription factor activity, RNA polymerase II-specific; RNA polymerase II cis-regulatory region sequence-specific DNA binding.
UCUAGGAAAUUGCCGUACAUGGCAAGAGAGAUUUCGCAAUCGGCUCCCCUCCAUGUUCCAAACAAAAACACCAGGAGCUUCGACAGGCGGAAUUAAAGUACUAACUUUUGCCUCCACAUCGUCACUUCUGACCGACACGUCUCCCCUGUGUCGCCUCGUCAAGGCGCCGUCUUCCACUUUCUGUCGGCACUCGGAUACGAGAAGAGACUCGAGUCAGCGAGUAUCCAAAUGAGCCGGCCGUCGCAGCCGAAAGUCACAUCAUCGGACCACAACGGCGUGAGCGUCAUUCAAAGUCAGGCCCACGCCGCUGCCACCGCGCUGCUACAGCAGGUCCCCCAGCUAGUCCCCGCCCACCCAUCAUCCGCAGGCGGCAAGGCGGCCGCACCCAGCAAGAUGAAGAAGGCGACGGCGGACAAGGACAGCGAGGAGUACCGUCAGCGGCGCGAGCGCAACAACCUGGCGGUGAAGAAGAGUCGCAUGCGCAGCAAGCAGAAGGCCAUGGACACGCAGCAGCGCGUCAACCAGCUCAAAGAGGAGAACGAGCGUCUGGAGGCCAAGAUCAAGCUGCUCAGCAAGGAACUGAGCGUGCUCAAAGACCUCUUCUUGGAACACGCCCACAACCUGGCCGACAACGUCCAACCCCCCGCCUCCGCCCCAGAUGACACUAGCCCCGCCCCCAACGGUGGCCAGUGAGGCACUUUGAUUGGACCAGCAUCGCCCUCCCCCCUCUUUUGACUCAUACAGUUGCGUGACAUGAGGUCAAACAGAUGCUGACAUUGGCCAGUCAUGUGCCACUGAUUCGUCCAAUAGGAUGAGACACUGGAGCAGGAGGGCGGGGCCUCACCUGACAAUUUGUACACCUUUUCCAAACCAGUCGUCGCAAGAUACUUUUUUUUUUUUACGACGCCGCUGUGUGAUUGGACGCAGGCGUCACCUGACACUCAAACAUUCUAGUCUUCUACUUCCCGUGUUGUUAGCAUGGCUGUUGCUCGAUGUUUCGUACCAUUGUUUACCACCUGCGCUAACUUUAUGAGCAUGUGUUCAAACGUUAUUCGUUUAUUAGCAUGUUGAAAAUCACAGCUCAUGUUGUUUAUGAUAUUGACGUUUCCAAGCAUGUUCCCCCCGACAUCGUAUGUUUUUUGUUUUUGUUUUUUUGUCGCAACAUGACUCACGCCGCUAGCGUCUAGUCGACUUUGGGUGUGCUAGUGCGUGACAGCGCCCCCCGCAGCAGCAUGAUUAACGAAUGACAUGAAAGCUAGUUAGCUGCCGGCUAAUUAGCAUUGUGGGACCAACAUAGUCAAAGCCUGUUCAUCUUAUUUAUUUACUGAAUUGAAAAGUGACUUUUUAAUAAUUGCUUUUACUUGAUAUUUUCUGUGCUCUGAAUGAACAAAUGUUGGGUGCAUUUGAUUUUCGUAUCUCCAAAGAACACGGCGCCACCAUGUGGUCAGUCAUUGAGGACAUUUCUGCAUAUAUUGAUAAAAUGUCGGUUGCGUCUCUGAUUGGCGUCCAUAUUGUGUUGACUUUUUACGGGUGGGGAGUGUUAAACUGUCCAGCGGAUCAGUGAGUGCUGUUUUUUUUCCCGAAUGGACGUUGUAGUUGCUGUGUAUGUUUGUUAGCAUGUAAUAAUAAUAACAACAGAUUGACUGCUGAGCCCAUUAGUCAAUCAGUGGCCCGAGGGUAGACUGACAAACAUGGCUGCCAGUUCACGCCAACCACCAAAAAUGUAUUCACUGGAGGGAUGGGGUUGAGUGUCUCGAGGACAUGUCGUCAGGGUCAUCAGGGUCAUCCCCCCCCCCCCCCGGUUACCGGACGACUGGCUCCACCUCCCGACCCACUGCCGCCCCAUGUUCGGCUAACGUUACUGUUGUGUAUAUAUCACAGAAAGUCCCAAAAUGGAAGGAUUACAAUGACAAUUGUAUCCUAGCCAGUGUGUGUGGGGGGCUUCCUGUGGUUACAAGAUGCCGUCAGGACCCUAGUGACUAUGGCUCGCUUGCCAAUUUUACAAAAUAAAAAAAAACGUAAGCCUCUUUUUUUGACUCAUGCAAGGUCAUCAUCAUCAUCAUUUAGUGGAUGUUCCAGUUUCAUUAUUUCCAAGUUUGCUUAUUAGCAACAUGCUAAUUUUAAUCAUGCAAAUAUGAAAUAGCUAAAGACAUUUGUCAGAUGCAAAAAUGAAAUAAAGGCUGAUGACUGACUGCA